AUGCGCCAUGUCCGGAAUGAUGGUGUUUGCCCUCUUUGUAGACGUGAGGAUGAAAGUAUAAUUCAUGCUAUCUUUGAUUGCCCCAAUGUUAAAGGAAUUUGGGACUGCUCGCCUUUCGCUAAUUUGUUGCUUGAUGCGCCUGUCUCUUCCUAUUUGCUGCGCUUUGUGUGGGUUAAAUCGAAGAAACCUCUAUACAUCUUUGAGGAACCGUGGAAAAAUCGGGAUAUUGGGGCUAUGGGUUUUGUUCGUUUGGUUCGUGACUACAAGAAAUACUCUUGUUUGGUGGGCAAUACGGUGCGUGCUGGGGGUUCGCCCUCCCGUUCUGUUUGGGCUCUUCCGGCUGAGGGACGUAUCCGUAUCAAUUCCGAUGCUGCUAUGCUCCCUGGUGAGGUUGCAGGGCUGGGAUCUGUGCUGCGUGAUGAGACGGGUAAGAUUGUAGCUGUGGGUGUGUGUAGAAUGGCUGGUGUUGUGGAUGUGCAACUGGCUGAAUCUUUUGCUGUCAGGAUGGGAUUGUUUAUUGCCCGUAAGCUUGAGCUGAAGUUGAUCGAGGUCGAGUGUGAUGCUCUAUCUGUUGUGAAUGCGAUCAACUCGAAUAAUGUGGGUUUUGGCCCUUUGGAUCUGCUGUAUGAUGAUAUUCGUUAUCUUAGUAAAUUGUUUGAUUUCUUUUCUUGUAAUCAUGUGAAAAGGGGGGGAAAUUGUGUGGCUCAUUUGGCUGCUAGGCUAGAGGUUGAUGUUGGUGUUGAACUGCUGUAUGUUGACUCUUUUCCGCAAGGUAUUUCUACCUUGGCGGAGCUUGAUCUUCUUUAA
Chenopodium quinoa (quinoa) is the source of this 807-nucleotide messenger RNA. RefSeq lists its product as uncharacterized. Gene Ontology annotation, molecular function: RNA-DNA hybrid ribonuclease activity; nucleic acid binding. Bases 1 to 807 code for a protein of 268 amino acids. The transcript is spliced from 2 exons. NCBI's taxonomy places the organism in Eukaryota, Viridiplantae, Streptophyta, Magnoliopsida, Caryophyllales, Amaranthaceae. The record is from RefSeq and is a predicted model, not a curated record.